Molecule: messenger RNA, 837 nt
Organism: Capsaspora owczarzaki ATCC 30864
Lineage: Eukaryota; Filasterea; Ministeriida; Capsasporidae
Exons: 4
Coding region: 1-837 (278 amino acids)
Source: RefSeq, a predicted model, not a curated record
AUGGUGGUCAAAGCAGACCCAAUCGAGCCAGCCACGAAGAGCGACCGCCAAACCGACCGCCAGACAGGGGUCAUCCACGCUGCCAAGUGGCGAGUGCCGCACGACGCACAGUCCAAAAGUGAAGCUAAUGCCGGUGACUGGGAUUUUUUAGUUUUGAUGAUUGAUCACCAGCAGAAGGCAGACAGUACUCUCAGGUUGGAUGAACGAACGCUGGCAACGAUGACCGAGCAGCUCGCACUCGGUCGCCUCAAGUUCGAUCCGUACCUCGUGCUGGGCGUCCCGCGGCAUGCAUCCAACAAGGACAUCAAGCGAGCCUUCUAUGCACUGUCACGGAAGCUGCAUCCGGACGUCGUGCCGGCAGCCGCACGCGCCGCGGCUCACUCGCGCUUUGUCGUCGUCAGCCAGGCCUACACAAUUCUCUCAAGCCCGACGCUGCGACUCCAGUACGACCGCCUCCGCGGCCUGCACGAGUUUCAGCCGUCGAGUUCGUCCUCGUUCCAUGAGGGCUCAAGGGGGUUUUCUGGGGCUUCGCAGUCCUCCGCUCCAAACCCGGGCGAAACAUGGCAGCAGGAUGCAGAGACGUUCAAGCGCCAGGCUGCAGGACAACUCACCGCGCAUCGGCGAUGGAUGACCAAUGGACGUCUGAUUCUCAGCCUCGGAGCGCUCGUGGUCGGGGCGACGGCGCUGCAAUUUGCGCUCGCUGGACGGCAGCAAGCACGUCGGACCGAGUACAUGGACGCGCGAGAUGUGUGGCUCUCGUCGCUGGUUGGAAAAGCUCGCACUCGUGCUGCAGUUGAGCGAGAAGCCUCGAGCGAGGCGGAGCCGUUGUCCAAGUAG